CUCAGGCUCUGCGCGUGCGCGUACCACUGACUAAUGCUCACAAAUCGUGUGUCAGCAAUGCUGAGCUGUGUAUAUAGCCUCUGAGCCUUUCCUUUCCUUCUACUCUUCUCUACUCAAUUGCACCCAAGCUCACAAUGGUCAAGAUCGCUAUCAUCUCAUACUCUACCUACGGUCACGUCUACACCCUCGCCAAAAGCGUCCAAAAGGGGGUCCAACAAGCUGGUGGUGAAGCUGAUUUGUUCCAAGUCCCUGAAACCCUAAGUGAUGAUGUUUUAGCCUUAAUUCAUGCUCCUCCAAAACCUGUUGAUAUCCCAAUUGCAACUACUGAAACUUUGGAACAAUACGAUGCUUUCAUCUUUGGUAUCCCAACAAGAUAUGGUACUUUACCUGCUCAAUGGUCUGCUUUUUGGGAUGCCACUGGUGCUCUAUGGGCUAGUGGUGCCCUAUAUGGUAAAGUUGCUGGUGUUUUCGUCUCAACUGGUACUCCAGGUGGUGGUCAAGAAAUGACUAUUAGAAACAUCUUGUCAAUCUUAACCCAUCAUGGUAUAAUCUAUGUCCCAUUAGGUUAUAAAAACACUUUCCCAUUAUUAACCAAUUUGGAUGAAAUCCAUGGUGGUUCUCCAUGGGGUGCUGGUACUUUUGCCGGUGGUGAUGGUUCAAGAACUCCAUCUGAUUUAGAAUUGGAAAUCGCUUCUACUCAAGGUUCUUCUUUCUACACUACUGUUAAGAAAUUUGGUAAAUCAUCUACAACUACAACUGGUGCUGCUGCUGCUGCCACUACUGGUGAAGGAAAAUCUGCUAAACCAGAAACUACAAAACAACAAGAAACUUCAACUACUACAGAAACUCCAAAAAAUAAACAAGCUAGACAAGAACAAUCUGCACCAGCUCCAAAAGAAUCUAAAUCUGAAGGUGGUGUUUGUGCUAAAUGUAUAAUUAUGUGAUGAUACUUCUUUUUUUCCAACGCUACACAACUGUUAGAUCUUAAUAUAUAAUAUAGUUUUUCAUAUGAUAUUAAUUUGUACUCAUU
This is a messenger RNA of Hansenula anomala, 1030 nucleotides long. RefSeq lists its product as uncharacterized. The record is from RefSeq and is a predicted model, not a curated record. NCBI's taxonomy places the organism in Eukaryota, Fungi, Ascomycota, Saccharomycetes, Phaffomycetales, Wickerhamomycetaceae. The coding region runs from base 135 to 944 and encodes 269 amino acids. Gene Ontology annotation, molecular function: FMN binding; NAD(P)H dehydrogenase (quinone) activity. The transcript has a single exon.